AUGACUAAAGUCAAAAGAGAAUCCGAAAAUGAUGGUCCCGCCGGCGAUCGUGCUGACGCAUCGACAAAAGUGACCGAUAAACCAAAGGCUUACACCAUUAAAUACAAACGGCCUCGAGGCUCUAGGGCUUGUAAGGUUUGUCGAGCACGGAAAGUGCGCUGUGACGCCGAAAUUCAUAUCCCGUGCACAAACUGUAUCACCUUCGGAUGUGAAUGUUUACUUCCUGAGACCCGCAAGCGUGGACAAGCCACGGAAUCUGUCAAACGAAAAAUGCUGCCUGGAAUGUCUUCUGAACAUGCCGUCGAGAGUUCGCCCGCCAUGACUAUGGCCGCCACAAGCCAUCCAGAUACGGCCACUUUACUGUCGGUCACAGAGUAUGGCCUCAAAAUGGAGCUGCUGAAGAUGGCACCGCUGGAGCUGUCGCUGUCGCUGGGAGUUGGUCCGGCUGUACUGAAACCAAUCCACAAUAUCUCGCAGAUCAGCGUCCCUCCAUCGUUGACGUCUACAUACAAAACGAGGCCCUCCAUGCACAAGCGUGAUGUUAUGAAGAACAAGCGUGCGCUGUUAACAUUUGUGGGCAAUCUGUCCAUCCGAGUGAUGUCAUUUCUGAAUGGUCAACCACAUGUGGAGAUGACUCUGGAGCUAUUUGAGAAUACCGACCAGUCGCUUGACCUGGUAGAGUUGGAGAUCUUGAAGUUGAGGGGCGCUUUCUUGCUCCCGGGCGUUGAGUUGGCAUACGACCUCAUCGAACUGUACUUUGAACAUGUCCAUCCUCUAAUGCCCGUCAUUAACAGAGAGGAGUUCAUGCGGAAGUUCAAGGAUCCAGACGACAGUCCGUCAUUAAUGUUGCUACAGGCGGUAUUGCUAUGUGGCUCACGCGUUCUGAACAAUCCGCUUCUCUUUGAUAGCAAAGGUCUGAAGGAAUUGGCGUCACUCACGUUCUUCCGCCGUGCUAGAGCACUCUACGAGACAAAUUACGAAAGUGAUCCAACAUCUAUCUUGCAGUCCGUGAUCUUGAUUGGCUACUAUUGGGAUGGACCCGAGGACGUGACGCGGAACUCUUUCUACUGGACCAGAGUGGGUGUGAGUUUAGCGCAAGGUUUCGGUUUUCAUAGAGAUAUCUCGCGUUCUGAUGCUCUCUCUGCUACAGAAAAGAAAAUUUGGCGCAGAAUUUGGUGGUGUCUAUUUGAAAAAGACCGUAAUGUUGCCAUUGCGUUUGGUCGUCCAACCUCCAUCGAUCUUGCCGAUUGUGACGUACCAAUGUUAACGUUUGAGGAUUUCGAUGAGAGUGAUCCCGAAUUGGGAAUUGUCUCGCCGUACCCAGUCAAUCGCACCCACGCCUUAUACUUCAUCCAUCUUGUCAAGCUCGCCGAAAUCACGGGAAUCAUCAUCAAGCACCAAUACACAGUCAAGGCCGAGCAGAUGAGACGCAUCAACAAAUACUCCGUCAUCCAAAGAUGUGACAUGUUGAUGGGUAUCUGGUUCACCAACUUGCCCCCCGAGCUUCAGUUCUCCCUCACUGACACUCUGAAACAGAACUUCUUUGCUUGUCUCCUCAAUGCGCAAUACUACAAUCGAUUGUACUUAAUUCACAGAGCUAAUUUGGUGCGCAUGGCUCGUUCUGCUUCCACCAAUCCAAACAACUACAAGUACCCUUCAUGGGGUAUUUCUUUCCAGUCGGCUCGCAUGAUUUCCAUUGUCUCUAAGAUUCUUCUUGACAACCACAAGAUCAGGUACUGUCCCUCUAUGUUUGUUUACAUCUUAUUUAGUGCUUUGAUCAUGUUGGUUUAUCACGUUGAUUCUUCGAAUCAAGUCAUUGCGUCGACUGCGUCUGAUUCAUUGUUUAUUUCGCGGGCCGUCUUGAAGGAAUUAGGUAAGCACUGGGCUAUAGUCAGUGUGCUUAUAAAAUUGUUCGACAAACAGGCCAAUGACAAAAUCAAAAGAGCAGAGAUGAUUGAACGUGCAUCUUAUAUUCACGAGAUGGAAGAAAACAAGAGUGAUAUGGAAGCAUCAAGACAGAUGCACCUGACCACGUCUCCAACGCUGGCCACUUCAGGAAUUUCUCCACUCGGCGGCCAAUAUAGUGAAGCCGUUCAGGAUGCUGUCCAUGCUCAACCUGUCAAUCACUCUCCACCAGAUAUUGAGCAGUUGGUCCGUCAAUAUAAGCUGAACGGAGACCAAAACAGCAAAGAAACUCAAGGUGAGCCCACAACACAGUCAGGAAGGCAGUCGAAUCAUGAAACUUCACCUUCUUCGCAGCACUCGUUUCCUGAUAUCUCGUUGGUCACAGAAAAGAUGCCAACAAGUCAGAAUUUUUACGAGAACUUCGAGCCUACGCAGUUGUUCCCCCAUGCUUUUACCAGUGUACCACCUUCACAGUCACAUACACCGAUGCCCGAUGGAGAGAGUGGAUUCAUUCGUCCGAAAGAAGAGAUCGCAGAUUCGCAAACGCCAUACCAUGGAAGUGGGCUUGGUCCCAAUACUAACAUGAGCAAUGGAGACUUGUUCACGAACUUCAUGGACAGUUCGUACAUCAAUAUGAACUUACAGGCCAACGUCGAUCAGGACAAUAUGUUGCAUGACGAUCUCAGCACCCUUUUCAACUUGCAGGGCUAA
Sungouiella intermedia is the source of this 2616-nucleotide messenger RNA. NCBI's taxonomy places the organism in Eukaryota, Fungi, Ascomycota, Pichiomycetes, Serinales, Metschnikowiaceae. The record is from the annotation of a GenBank genome assembly.